Nerophis ophidion (straightnose pipefish) is the source of this 1143-nucleotide messenger RNA. RefSeq names its product estradiol 17-beta-dehydrogenase 1-like. The record is from RefSeq and is a predicted model, not a curated record. Lineage: Eukaryota; Metazoa; Chordata; Actinopteri; Syngnathiformes; Syngnathidae. Gene Ontology annotation, cellular component: cytoplasm. Gene Ontology annotation, biological process: estrogen biosynthetic process. Gene Ontology annotation, molecular function: estradiol 17-beta-dehydrogenase [NAD(P)+] activity. Bases 30 to 902 code for a protein of 290 amino acids. The transcript has 6 exons.
ACGUGUCUCCUUCACUCGGCGGCAGCGCUAUGGACAAGGAGGUGGUCUUGAUCACAGGCUGCUCAUCCGGCAUCGGCCUCAGCCUGGCGGUCCGCCUGGCCUCCCACCCGGAACAGAAGUUCAAAGUGUACGCCACCAUGAGAAACAUGGCCAAGAAGGAGCGUCUCCUGGAGUGUGUCAAGGGUCUGCACAAGGACACCCUGGAGGUUCUUCAGAUGGACGUCACCGACCGCCAGUCCAUCCUGGACGCCCGGGACAAGGUGGCGGAGAAACGAGUGGACGUUCUCGUGUGCAACGCAGGUGUUGGGUUGAUGGGUCCACUGGAGGUCCAAUCGUUGGACUCCAUGAAGCAGAUCCUGGAGGUCAACCUUCUCGGAACAAUCCAGACCAUCAAGGCCUUCUUGCCCGGGAUGAAGGCUCAAAACGGGGGUCGUAUCCUGGUCACCGGAAGCACCGGGGGUCUUCACGGUCUUCCUUUUAAUGAGGUGUACUGUGCCAGCAAGUUCGCCAUCGAGGGAGCCUGUGAGAGCUUAGCUGUGCUCCUGCAACACUUCAACAUCCGUGUUAGCCUUAUCGAGUGUGGCCCCGUCAACACGGACUUCCUGGUCAACCUGAAGAAGGCGGAGCUUGGCGACGAGUGCCUGCAACAUGUGGACGCCCACACGCUGGCCCUGUAUGAGAAAUACCUGCAGCACUGCAGCCACGUCUUCCAAAAUGCAGCACAGGACACGGAGGACAUUGUGAAGGUGUUUUUAGACGCCAUUGAGUCACCCAGCCCGGCCUUCAGAUACUUCACCUGCGGGCGAGCGCCUCCUCUGACCGAACUGAAGCUCACGCAGCCGGACGGCCUUCAAUACAUCCGCGCCAUGAGCGAUCUCAUCUUUGCGUGCGAGGAAAAAUAAUCGCCUCACGUGUAUGAGUGUUGGCUCCAAGCCACUGUUGGUUAAUAUUUUAGGGACGAUGACUCCAUGCUGAACUCAGCGAGGGCAAUGAGUUGGAAUGAGAGUCCUUAUCGCAACCAGCAAUCAGUGUGAUAAGAUAGUGAGAAUCUGAGAAAACAGUUUUAAGGGGAAAAAAAAGGAUUGUAACUUUAGUUCAAACUGAAGAAACAGUUGUUUUAAAACUCAAUGUAAUGCUGCAUAA